AUGUCGGUCCUCCCUUCCAUCCCUCGAGCCUGCCGAGCAUCCUCUUCCCGACUACCUCAACACCCACCUCUACGUACGACCGCUUUCACGAGUAUCCAUUCAAUCUCAAUCCGUAACUUGUCGCUCUUACCUUCCAGAUCACCGUCCUCCGUACCUUUCUUCUUACCCCACCUCGGACUUGGGGGAGCAAAACAUCAAGCUCAAUUGCCAGAGUAUGGUAAAGGGAAAGAAAGACAGCCUGAUGAGGAUGAAGAGGUCGAUGAUAGGGAAUGGGAUAUGAGGGUAGCUCGAGCGAUGUUACAUCUCCAAGAGACUCUUCCACUAUUCUUUGACCCAGAAAUGAAUUCUACCAACAUGUUCCCUCAGAAUAUAUUCAGCAAGCAUAUGGUGUUGAAAUUACCUGCACCCUUACCUCUCAAGAUAUCUUCGUUAUCUGGCUAUUCGAUGGCCUUCUCUUUGACCAGAAGUGGAAUGCAUGCAUUACACACAGAUCUCCGAUCCGACCUCGAACGAAUGUCAUUUUCGCCUUCACCAUCCGACUUGGCUCAAUCAGAUCCUAAAUCCGCGUUGCUACUAGCGAAGAAACCUGUACCGGCCCAUCGACAGAAACAGAUCAGAGUACAGGUUGCUGUAUAUGGUACAUUGAGAUUACCGCCUCAUAAAGAAGCGAAAUGGCAUACUUCUUCAUUAUACACUUUCUCCCCUUUUUCUGGCCUUAUAACUUCCCAUGAAGUAGAAACUAUCCGACCACUACCCGGAGAAGGUGUAGCCGAAUGGUUGAUGUCUAGAUUACUUGGCUGGACUUCAAGACAAUCAGUCAAUGAAGGUGCUGUGCCAUGUCCUCGGACUGUAGCUCUACCUACGAGGAAUGAGAUGGAGAGGUUCAAGAGGGGUUCGGAUGGCGAUCGAUCAAGGGAUCAAUAA
Molecule: messenger RNA, 924 nt
Organism: Kwoniella botswanensis
Lineage: Eukaryota; Fungi; Basidiomycota; Tremellomycetes; Tremellales; Cryptococcaceae
Exons: 5
Coding region: 1-924 (307 amino acids)
Source: RefSeq, a predicted model, not a curated record